This is a messenger RNA of Hylaeus volcanicus, 2111 nucleotides long. RefSeq names its product diacylglycerol O-acyltransferase 2-like. Gene Ontology annotation, biological process: triglyceride biosynthetic process. The record is from RefSeq and is a predicted model, not a curated record. Gene Ontology annotation, cellular component: endoplasmic reticulum membrane. Gene Ontology annotation, molecular function: diacylglycerol O-acyltransferase activity. Bases 304 to 1437 code for a protein of 377 amino acids. The transcript is spliced from 7 exons. NCBI's taxonomy places the organism in Eukaryota, Metazoa, Arthropoda, Insecta, Hymenoptera, Colletidae.
AACGGUUAGUGUUUUGGACUUAUUUCGCUUAAUUCAAAUGUUAUUUCUUUCUUAAUGAAAUACUUGUCACGCAAUCCUUGUGAAGAAAUAAAUAUUACCAUUCAUUUUUUUUUAAAUAUUCUUGUUUGAAUUAAAAAAAAAAAUGUUGUAAUCGCAUCUUUGUAUAGGGUUUGUUUCAUGUCUGUAUUUUAACUAACUUUUAAAAUAUUUCUUUUUAACCCUCAUCCAUUUUUCUCAUCUAUCAGCCCUAAACAAAAUAUUUUUCUUCUUCACUUUAUGUUUGUGUUUUUUUAAAAAGCAUUCAUGUUUCAAGUGUGGUGGGAUCUCUUUUUGUUUUUUAAAACUAUCGUUUACCUUUAUAUUAUACUUGUAUGGGGUUGUGAUAUUCUUUUUGUUAUUUUGUACUGUUUUGGAAUUAAUCGGUCAAAAGCUGUUAACUUUUCCAAGAACUCUAUAACAACAAGUUUAAAAGAAACAAGUGGCAUUACCAUCACAUCGUUACCUCCCGUUUUUUUUUUCUUAUUAAAUGCAUAUUGUGUUGUAACGAUUAAUAAAACAUGGUGGUGGUACCUACCUUAUACUCUUUAUGCCUUUCUUGAUACAUCUUAUUUUUACGGUGGAAGAAGAUCUCACUCGUUUCGACAACUAGCUAUAUGGAAAUCGUCUGCUGAGUACUUUCCUACAAAACUAUACAUGUUCAAAUCCUCUAAUGUUUUGAACGACAAACCUUUUAUAUUUUGUUACCAUCCGCACGGAAUUUUCAGUGCUGGAGCGAUUUUAACAUUCGCUAGUGAAGCUUUACAAAUUUCUACUCUUUUUCCAGGGCUUCAAAUAUACCCUUGUACGUUAACAACACUAUUUCGGGUACCUUUUUUUCGUGACUGGCUUUUGCUUCAAGGAUUUAUAAGUGUUUCUGUACAAUCCAUUCAAUAUGUUUUAAACAAAGGAGCAGGGCACGGGAUUAUGGUGGUCGUUGGAGGCGCGAGUGAAGCACAAUACACCCGUUGUAAUACCUAUGAUUUAAUUUUAUUAAAAAGAAAAGGCAUAUUCAAGCAAGCAUUAUUGUAUGGAUGUAAUGUUGUUCCUGUUUUUUGCUUUGGUGAAAACAAUAUUUAUAAAAUUUAUUCUUCGAGCUGGUUUUUACAUUUGAUUUCAACUGUUUGUAAACGAUUUUUAGGAUUUUGUAUUCCUCCCUUUUUCGGACGAGGAGUGUUACAAGAUAGUUUUGGUUGCCUACCCAUACGCCAUCCUCUUCAUGUUGUCUUCGGUGAACCACUUUUAGUGCCGAGAAAUCCUUGUCCUACGCAGAAAGACAUUAAUCAAUUACAAAAAAAAUACUGUGAUAAUCUAAUCAAGCUUUUUGAAUCCCGAAAAAAAUCAUUUUGUAGUUCUAAUCGAUCUCAACAACGACAGCAGAGACUGCGGUUUGUAUCCUAACAUUGCUUUUAAAACGUUUUCACAGAACCGUAAAAGAGGGUCACCCUUUUUUCUUACAACGAUUCGUGUAUAUCUUCCAACUAUGUUUUACCAUUGAUGUUUUGAAAACCGCUCAAAUGGUGAAGAAAAGGCACUUUUAAAAUCAGUUCAUAUAGAAACAAAAAAUAUUGCAAUUCAUUGGCUGUUUUCUUGAAACAUCCUAAUAAUGUACAACUAGAAGACAAGAACAUCAUAAAUUACCGUUCCAGCAUAACUAAAGAAUUCCUUCAACCGUGUAUAUGUUUCUUAGUACAUGUUAACCGAUUGAUAUCUUCCAGCCUAGAGUACACAAAAGAGUUCAAGAAAAAAAAUCAUUGAUUGUUAUACGGCAGUAAACUAAAAGAAGCAAUCCUUUUCCGAUUUAGUUGAUUUCAGAAAAGUUUCACGUAUAAGAAAUUUCAUUCUUCAAUCAGGGUUACAUGAAUUUUUCCCCAGAUCGUUUUUUCACAAAGGAUCCAGCAGCUGUUGUUGAGUUAAACAUGUGUCUUACGGAAUCACUAGUAUUAGCGUUGUCUUUUUUUCUAUUUGUAUAAUGCUAUUCAGUUUCAACGUGUUUUUUAUACAGACUUGUUGUAUUGUUUUAAAGAGACUCCACGUAGACCUUUGUGUAUUUUUAAAGGUUUUUACUUUACUAC